AUGGAUUUCUACAAGGGGAACUUUGCGGCAUUCGCCUUGCUGAAUGCUGUUUUGGCAUUUAGAGAAUAUCGACAAGUGGAUGCUCAGCAGGAGAAGGACGAUGAAUCGAAAGCAGAGGCCGAGGGUAAACGGGUGGUCUUGGACAAAUUCAAGUGGAACUUCAUCCCGAUAUAUUUACUGGUCAAUGGCGCAGAUUGGCUUCAGGGGCCAUACAUCUAUCCAUUAUACAAAGAUGAAAAGGGCCUUGUCGAAGAAGUGGUCGCGGCGCUUUUCAUGACUGGGUUUUUGGCAGGGGCUGUAUCAGCAUCGUUCACAGGAAAUUUGGCAGAUCGCUAUGGACGACGACUUGCAUGCCUGGUCUUUUGCGUGAUCUAUUCGCUAUCAUGCCUUGCCCUCUUGAGCGACGAUAUUGUGAUCCUAUUUAUCGGCCGCAUGCUUGGAGGUGUGAGCACGACACUGAUGUACAGUGUUUUCGAGAGCUGGAUGGUGACGGAGUUCAACAAGCAGUUCCCGGACGAGCCUGGAUCCACGUUGAGCGGUAUCUUCAGCAUCAUGACGACUUUAAACACUGUGGUUGCAAUUAUUGCUGGAGUUUUAGCAGAAUGGGUCACCGAUUUUACAGGGACUGAAAAGGCGCCGUUCAUGACAGCUGUGGCAUGUCUAAUGCUUGCUUUUGCUGCCAUUAACAGUCGAUGGUCGGAGAAUUUUGGCGACAAAGCAGAGCAGACUUCGGUUUUGGACAUUGAGGGGAAUGGCACAGCUCCCAAGAGUACACUGCGUUUGUUCAUUGAGGACAAGCGACUACUUGCCCUUGGUGUCACGGCCAGCAUCUUUGAAGGCUCGAUGUACAUCUUCAUAUUCUUCAAGUUUCCAGCCUUAAAAUUAGCACACAAGUUAUCUGGCUUGACUGAUGGCCUCCCAUUCGGACUCAUUUUCGCUAUUCUCAUGUGCUCCAUGAUGCUUGGAUCCCUCCUAUACAAGUAUAUCAUGACGCACUAUCCUCACGUAACUCCCACUCGACUACUCAUCUGCACCCUCUCGGUUGCUGCGGCCAGCUUUUUCAUCCCUGUCCUCUGGAGAGACGAACGAGUCACCAUGUGGUGUUUCUGCGUCUUUGAAAUCUGCUGCGGUGUUUAUUUCCCUUUGAUGGCGUACCAAAAGGGGAAGAUCGUUGAAGAUGGUGUUCGGGCGAAUGUGUAUGGAUUGAUGAGGAUACCAUUGAACGUAUUUGUUGUUUUGGUGUUAAGUACUACGAAAGAAGGCGUUCGGCAUAGAGAUCUGGUGUUCACAUCAUGCAGCGCCUUGUUGUUGGCUGCCGUUGCGGUCAAUGGAAUGUUGCAGUAG
This is a messenger RNA of Hyaloscypha bicolor E, 1344 nucleotides long. Its product is annotated as DUF791-domain-containing protein. The record is from RefSeq and is a predicted model, not a curated record. Gene Ontology annotation, biological process: molybdate ion transport. Lineage: Eukaryota; Fungi; Ascomycota; Leotiomycetes; Helotiales; Hyaloscyphaceae. Gene Ontology annotation, molecular function: molybdate ion transmembrane transporter activity. Bases 1 to 1344 code for a protein of 447 amino acids. Gene Ontology annotation, cellular component: membrane. The transcript is spliced from 7 exons.